Molecule: messenger RNA, 1692 nt
Organism: Paramecium tetraurelia
Lineage: Eukaryota; Ciliophora; Oligohymenophorea; Peniculida; Parameciidae
Exons: 3
Biological process (GO): protein autophosphorylation; intracellular signal transduction; peptidyl-serine phosphorylation
Cellular component (GO): nucleus; cytoplasm
Molecular function (GO): ATP binding; calmodulin binding; calcium ion binding
Source: RefSeq, a predicted model, not a curated record
AUGGGUUGUUGCUCUUGUAAAUUGUACACUGACGACAAAGGUAAAAUAGUAAACUUAAAAUAAGCUAUAAUGAAUCCAUAUUAUGAAAGUGAUGAAGUUUAGGAAGGACUGGAAUUUGAGAAUUAAUAGCUUAAUGCUAAUUCUAAAAUAAUUAUUCAAGACAAAGAAACUAGCUUCAUAAAAUCAAAUUCCUUAUCAAAAGAGUAGGGAUAUUCAAAGGAUCUCGAAUAAUAGUAAGUUUAAACUAAACACAAGGAAGGAGAUACAGUAGAAUUUAUAAAGAAAACUAUUAGCGGAACUAUGAAAUUGACUCCUGAGAUGUUGGUGAGAAAGCAAUGCAUAACAGAAAAGUUUUUAGCUCAUUACGAAAUAGUGAAGAAAUUAGGGUAAGGAGGAUUUGGAGAGGUUUAUUUGGUGAAGCAUUUGACUACAGAACAUUUGAGGGCUGCGAAAGUAGUUCUGAGGAAAACGGUAAAUUGUGAGGAGAAAUUGUUAGAGGAGACAGAAAUCUUGAGGACUUUGGACCAUCCAAAUAUAGUAAAGGUUUUGGAGAUAUUUGCAGAUUUUAAAUAUUAUUAUAUAGUAACUGAAUAUUGUUAAGGAGGGGAGUUGUUGGAGAGAAUAAAGACUAUAACAAAUUACAACGAGAAUUUGGCAGCCAAAUAUAUGAGAUAAGUGUUUUCAGCCAUCUAGUAUUGUCAUUAGAAAAACAUAGUGCAUCGAGAUUUAAAACCUGAAAAUAUAUUGUUUGAUUCAAGAGAUCCAGACGCCAAUUUAAAGGUGAUAGAUUUCGGAGCAAGUGAGAAGAUGAUUGACUCAUCCUUUUUGACUAAAAAGAUUGGGACUCCCUAUUAUAAGGUGGAUGUAUGGUCUUGUGGAGUCAUCUUGUACAUUUUGUUGAUAGGAAGACCUCCAUUUAAGGGAGGCAGUGAUAUAGAGACUUUGAGAUUGGCAAGACAAGGAAAAUUGAAUACCAAUAGUGAGAGAUGGUUGAGAACAAAUGAGUAGGCAAAAGAUUUGAUUAUGAAAAUGAUUGUAGUUGAUCCUAAGAGUAGGAUAAGUAUGUAGGAGGCUUUUAAUCAUCCUUGGAUUUAGAAUAUCUAAUAGAAUGAGAUUGAAGAUAUGAAUUUAAUCAAGAAUUUGAGUCAAUUUUCAGCUUAGAAUAAGUUGAGGGCUGCAAUUCUUUAGUUUAUUUCUGUUCAAUUAGUAAAUAAGGAGGAGAGUUAAAAACUAUUUUAAACAUUUAAGACAUUAGAUUAGAAUGGGGAUGGAGUUUUAACAAAGGAUGAACUGAUGAAGGGUAUGUUGAGUGCGGAUAUUGAUCAUCUAAAAGCUGAGAUUAUGGCAGAUGGAUUAAUUUAAGAAUUGGAUGUUAAUGAGUCUGGAAAAGUGGAUUUUACAGAAUUCAUCUCUGCUGCAUUGGUUUAACAAUAAAAGAUUACAGUUAAUAAUAUCAAAUUAGCAUUCAGGAUGUUUGAUUUAGAUGGAAAUGGAGUGAUAAGCAAAUCAGAAUUGGAGAGUAUUUUUGGUGGAAUUGAAAUAGAUAAUUAGGCUUGGGAGGAUAUUUUGUAAAAAUGUGAUUUCAACUAAGAUGGAGUUCUAGAAGAAGAGGAGUUUCUAAAACUGUUGGAGAACAUUUAAUUAUGAAUUCAUUAUUCUUAUAGAAAUUUUUAAUUGAUUAUAAAUAACACA